GGUCCUUUUGACGUAGGCGUCGCAACCGGGUGCCUUCUUUCUUGCAAAGCUGGAGAACCGGGAGCGCGCAUGUAGCUUGGGGGAGUCAUUCCGAGGUCCCGUCAUGUAUUAUAAAUUCGGCGGCUUCACGCAGAGGCUGGUUGGGGCCGGGGCUCCUGCUGCCUACUCCCCCCAGGGAUUCAAGCCAGUAUCUGUGGAGUCUCCAGCUGUGAUAUUUGAUACCCCAAUUAAAGUUGCCCCAGACUCACAAAACAAGGUUGGGGGUUUGGUUAAGAACAAAGUAUCACAACUGCAGAAAUUAUUUCAGAGGCCUGAUGAUAUUCCAGUACAUUUGAAACGAAGUGUUUCCGAUCGACUUCUUUACCGGACCACUAUGGCAUUAACAAUAGGAGGGGCCAUCUACUGUUUGAUAGCUCUCUAUAUGGCCACCAGUCCCAAAAGAGAGAAAUGAAUAAUGUAUUUCCAGAAAGAUCGUCAUCUAAUUUUGCUCUGAAAAGGAAGACUUGCACUUAACCUUCUGCUAUUAUAAUGAAGUCAUAUGAUAAUAUAUUGCAUAUUUUUGGGUUUCAUGAUGAGUUAAAGACAAACAUAGAGUAAUGUAAGGAAUUUAGAGUAAAAUCACUACUAUGGUGGAGAAAAUUAUUAUCACCUAUGUAGUUUUGCAGAUUCCUCUACCCAAUUGUCAGUAAAAUAAAACUCAUGUAGAAUGGUUAGCCUGAAGAACUUCCUAAUAAUAAAGUGUGAUAAGUGGAUAGUUGAUGCGGUGAGAGAGCGAGAUAAGAAUCUGACACUGAAGAUGUUAUCAUCUGCUGAAAUUUUGGAUGUAAUUUUUGUGGAGUCAUAUUGAUAAAGAACUUUUAUUCUAACCUACCAUAACUUGCUGUUCAGAAUAAUUGUACACUUCAUUAAUUCUGCUGUGUUGCAUUUAAGGUUCUGUGUAGCACAUUAAUUCCACAAUUACUAUUACUUUGGAAAUAUUUUUGUUUCAACAUUGGAAUAAGUACAGAAAAAUAAAUAAUUUAUUCCUGCAAA
Messenger RNA from Thamnophis elegans (Western terrestrial garter snake), 1032 nucleotides. It is a transcript of the gene COX7A2L, whose product is annotated as cytochrome c oxidase subunit 7A-related protein, mitochondrial. Lineage: Eukaryota; Metazoa; Chordata; Lepidosauria; Squamata; Natricidae. Bases 104 to 451 code for a protein of 115 amino acids. Gene Ontology annotation, biological process: mitochondrial respirasome assembly; regulation of oxidative phosphorylation; mitochondrial electron transport, cytochrome c to oxygen. The transcript has 3 exons. The record is from RefSeq and is a predicted model, not a curated record.